AUGGGGGCGACGGUGUUCGUGCAGCCGCUGGACCUCGUGAAGAACCGCAUGCAGCUGAGCGGCGAGGGCGCCAAGACCAAGGAGUACAAGACCAGCUUCCACGCCGUGGGCAGCAUCCUCAGGAAGGAGGGCGUCCGCGGCAUCUACACCGGGCUGUCCGCCGGCCUCCUGCGCCAGGCCACCUACACCACCACCCGCCUGGGCAUCUACACCAUCCUCUUCGAGAAGCUCACCCGGGCGGACGGGACGCCCCCCAACUUCAUCAUGAAGGCGCUGAUCGGCAUGACGGCCGGGGCCAUCGGGGCCUUCGUGGGCACCCCCGCGGAGGUGGCGCUCAUCCGGAUGACGGCUGACGGCAGGCUGCCCCCUGACCAGAGGCGAGGUUACAGCAACGUGUUCAAUGCGCUCCUGAGGAUCACCCGCGAGGAGGGGGUGCCCACGCUUUGGAGGGGCUGUGUCCCCACCAUGGCCCGGGCGGUGGUGGUCAACGCGGCCCAGCUGGCCUCCUACUCCCAGUCCAAGCAGUUCCUCCUGGACUCCGGCUACUUCCGGGACAACAUCUUUUGCCACUUCUGUGCCAGCAUGAUCAGCGGGCUGGUGACGACGGCGGCCUCCAUGCCCGUGGACAUCGCCAAGACCAGGAUCCAGAACAUGCGCAUGAUUGACGGGAAGCCCGAGUACCGGAACGGGUUGGACGUGCUGGCCAAGGUGGUCCGCUACGAGGGGUUCUUCAGCCUGUGGAAGGGCUUCACCCCCUACUACGCCCGGCUCGGGCCCCACACUGUGCUCACAUUCAUCUUCCUGGAGCAGAUGAACAAGUUCUACCAGAAGUUCUUUCUCAGUGCCUGACGGGGGGCCAGGGCCCCGGCCCCGGCCCCCCCCUCCAGCGGCCCGUCUCGUCCCGCAGCCAGGGAAGGCCUCCCUGCCCGCCUCCCUCGGGGUCUGAGGCACGCGCCCCGGCGGCCCCCCACCUCUCGCAUCGAGGCCAUCAUGAGGACGGAUCGGGCCCUUCUGGCGCAACGGGGACUGAGGGGGAGGCACUAUUUAUUGCAGGGGUGGGCGGCUGGCCGGGCCCUGCUGCGGACGCCCCUCCCCAAGCGAGCUGCCCCCCCGUAGCGCCCGUAGCGCCGUCCCCGCUUCGCUUUCCACCAGUAAAGCUGAUCAUGGUCUUAA
Messenger RNA from Varanus komodoensis (Komodo dragon), 1173 nucleotides. It is a transcript of the gene SLC25A11, whose product is annotated as solute carrier family 25 member 11. The transcript is spliced from 7 exons. Bases 1 to 849 code for a protein of 282 amino acids. Lineage: Eukaryota; Metazoa; Chordata; Lepidosauria; Squamata; Varanidae. The record is from RefSeq and is a predicted model, not a curated record. Gene Ontology annotation, molecular function: antiporter activity; thiosulfate transmembrane transporter activity; oxaloacetate transmembrane transporter activity. Gene Ontology annotation, biological process: mitochondrial transport; oxaloacetate transport; phosphate ion transmembrane transport. Gene Ontology annotation, cellular component: mitochondrial membrane.